AUGUCUGACUUCAAGUCCCACCCCAGCUACAACGCCCGCUACAAAAUAGGCGAGGGUUACAUCGGCUUUCGUUCCAACAAUUUCAAGGUCAACACCAUCUCCUUCCAGCCACGUGGCGUCGACAAGAACGAAGACCGUGUCGUCACGAAAUUGUGGCAAUUCAACGACCAGCGUUGGAUGUUCCUCGCUGUUUUUGAUGGUCACCUGGGCCCCACGGCCGCAGAUUUUACGUCGCAGACACUCCCUGAUGCUAUUUACGGAAGAUUGUGGGAGUUCGUCCAGAGCAUAGGCGGGCGCCUGGAUCGUAGCAACAUCGCCACACACCAAGCACAAAUGACCAAGUUGUUGAAAGACGAGAUCGAGGCAUUCGACAAGGCCAUCGGGGACGCGGUGCGCGAGAUAUGUCCUCGUCCUGAGGAUCUGACAGAAGAGCAAGCGCGCCGCCUCAUAGACAAGCACAAGGAUAUUCUGGAGCGGGCUUUUUAUGGGACGACCAUGGCGUUUGCGCUGAUCAACCCCGACGAACGGUUCAUGUGGGCCGCAGGCGUCGGUGACUCCAGCGUCGGGCUCUCUUACAUUGGCAGGGACGGAAGGCCAAAGGGCCAAAGGUUGUGCAGGAUGCACACGUUCAAGGACCGGCAGGAGUACUUCCACGCGACCAUGGUGCAUCCAGGUAGCGAGCAGCCGCUUUUUGACUGGGAAGAUCGCAUUCUCGGAUGGCAGACGGUCGCCCGUGCCAUCGGAAACUUUUCGAUGAAAUUCCCCGCCCCGUAUCUUGCAAACCUGUUCAGAUAUCUGCCGAGCAUGGAGAACUGGUACUUCGACGCAAUCAUCGCGAGGAUCAAGACGCCACCGUACAUCGUCUGUUCACCCUCGGUCCGUUUCACGGACCUCCAGCCAGUGUGGCGACGCGAUAGCAAGAUCUUCUUGUUCACCGAUGGAGUCGACAAUCUGGUUGACGGGUGGUUGGUGUUCAAGCCGCGCCAGCACAGCGGCGCCGACCCCAUCGACGUCGUCUCCGCGCUUCUCGCAGACUCGAUCGAGCCACGGAUUGCGGAGAUCCUGGGGCACCAAGUCAUUCCGCGCUGGAGCGGCCCGGAGAAUAACAGGGCGACAGAUGUGCUGGGCAACCUGCUCGGAGGUACGAAUAUCCAGAGGCUGGAGGCAGUUACCGAUUUGGAGCGCUUGAACGACGAGAAGGCGGACUGGCCAUUCCACAUCGACGACACGUCUAUUAUUGUUUGGCGCUUCACUGACCACUAA
Molecule: messenger RNA, 1263 nt
Organism: Trametes versicolor FP-101664 SS1
Lineage: Eukaryota; Fungi; Basidiomycota; Agaricomycetes; Polyporales; Polyporaceae
Product: protein serine/threonine phosphatase 2C
Exons: 4
Coding region: 1-1263 (420 amino acids)
Biological process (GO): protein dephosphorylation
Molecular function (GO): protein serine/threonine phosphatase activity
Source: RefSeq, a predicted model, not a curated record